AUGGAGGAGAGGCUCCUGCGGAGGCCCACGGUCAGAAGGGUGCUCUCCCUGAAGGCUUUCGAAAAAUGGGUGGGGCCGGGCCCAGAGGAGCCUCUGUGGAAAUUGAGGAGGACGCCACCGGUGGCGCCCCGGCGGGAAUUGGAGGGUGCGAGGUUGGGAUCGAUCAAGCCCAGGCCGAGGAGGGGGCCGGUGGCGGGCCGCAUGGAGGAGAGGCUCUCGCGGAGGCCCGUAACCAGAAGCGUGGUGUACCGGAGGGCUUUUGAAGGCCUUGCUUUCAUCACCCGUUCGUGCGGAGGAAGAGGGUUGUUCGGCGUUCCCGCCACCCUCCGAGAACAAGGGCGACAGUGGCACGCGACCUCGGUGGCAACUGCGCCAGAAUGCCAGUCGCGUACACUGCAGUGGGGGAAGCACGGGCGGCUAGCUUUUGGGGGGAGGCCUUAG
Molecule: messenger RNA, 441 nt
Organism: Ectocarpus siliculosus
Lineage: Eukaryota; Phaeophyceae; Ectocarpales; Ectocarpaceae
Source: the annotation of a GenBank genome assembly